This is a messenger RNA of Effrenium voratum, 2925 nucleotides long. The record is from the annotation of a GenBank genome assembly. NCBI's taxonomy places the organism in Eukaryota, Dinophyceae, Suessiales, Symbiodiniaceae.
AUGCUACAUUCAGCUUCCAGACGACCGAGCGUCGCGCGAGAGCGGCCUUCCAAGGAGAAGCUAGGGCCAGGGGGGCCAGGAGGGCCAGGGGUGGCAAGCCCAGCGAAGAUCGAGAGUCGACCUCUCAGUGCGCAGCGGCCAAGCUUGACGUCUGAAGGACACCCAGCCCUAUGCUUGCGCCAAAGUCGGCCUCAGAGCGCACCAGGGAGGCGGCCCUCGUCGUCUUCCAGCGCUCUCGAUCUUCAGCAGGGGCGGUGGCGGCCCCGAGCAAGGCCGGAGGGAACCCCCAGCGUGCGCGCGAGCGCAGGGAGACUGUCCUUGCCGGUCCUCCUAAGUGUGGACACUGCGCGAGUGAAAAACCAGAAAAAGCGGAAGUCAAAGGAAAGCCAGGAGCCUCAUGUGCUGGAACAGCCAGCGGAGGAGCCGGAAGCCAGAGGCACGGACACGGGCCUGGCAGAAGCUCAAGAAAUACUGGAGCUGCUGAUGGAAGCCGAAGAUGCAGCCGAAGAGGCCGAAGAGGCCGAAGAGGCUGAAAGUCUUUGGAAAGAGCGGCGAGUGCAUCUCGCGCCUGACGCGCGCAACGCGCCGGCCGUGCCCGUCUUGGAUGAGCAGCAGCACAAGAGCCUUGCAACAGUGUGGAGCUCCGUGUGGCUGCGGAAGAACAAGUGCAACAAGUCUCUGAAGUCUCUGAAGUCUCUGAAGGGCGAGGGCUAUCUCGACGGAGCCUGGGCCGAGGGCUCCAAGGGAGUGCUGGCCCGACUCAGCUGCAAGAUGGCACCGAAAGCUGGACGCUGGAAACAUCCGGGCAAGGCUCUGCAAAUGGUGGUGGCCUCUAACGGGCUGGUUCCGGUUUGGCUUCCUGAGUCUGCGGAUGAGGAUGAGCUCAACGAGUCUCUGGAUCCAGUCACUGGCACAAUUUUUAAGCAUUGGUGCCACGCUCGCGAGAGCGAGAUACGCGUCGAUGAUUUGCCGAUGAUUUUGGCCGACUUUGGCAUUGAGGCGAAUCAGGACUGCUUGGAUCAGGCCUUGGCAGGAAACAUCUAUGCGACCCUCGACUGGCCGGACUUCGUGUCGGUGCUGAAGGACUACCGACGCCUGGAGCGCGCCGCCCACGCCAAGAUCUUGCGCGGUGUGGCGCCCGCGGAGGACGUGGAGCGCCUGCUGUGCAAGUUGGGCCAGCCCGCGGCUCUACAGGCCUUUGACGAGAGCCAGAAGAACGGCAGGAAGGACAGGACGAAGAACAUGGACCUUGCCGACUUUGAGGAUUUGCUGUGCCAGCUCCGGCUCAACGAAGGCUUCAGCCAGUCCGACCUCCGCGAAUUGAACGCCUUCUUCGAAGUCGAGAAGACUUCGGAGCACCGCAAGGAGCCAGUUGAUCGCUGCAGCCUGGACAAGGUCCAGCAGGUGAUGAUGCUCCGCGGCUUCCCCACGACACAGGAAGAGGUGAAUCGCAUGGCCGAGAAGCUCGGUGCUGACGGCGUGAACUUCCGGCAGAUGCUGCGCCUCAUUCGUUGCCUGAAGGAUUUAGAAAGGACGCAGAUGCUGGAGAUAAUCCAGACAUAUAGCGCGGAAAGGCGGAACGCCAUUGAGGUGACGGAUCUACCACUUGCCCUGGGCGGUCUUGGAUAUUAUCCGGAUGAGGAUGCCAUCAACGAGCACCUGGAGGCUAUCGGUGCGCGCGAGUGCGUGUCUCUGACGCCAGAAGAGCUGGCUUUGUUUCUCCAGAAGUACAGGCAGGCGUCAGGCUUCACGCGGGAGCAGUACAAGAACUUGGGCCAGUCCUUCAUGAGUGCGGACAAAACGAAGCGUGGCCAACUCAACGCCUUGGAGCUCACAGAGGUGCUGCGCCGAGCUGGCUUCCAUGUCACGAUGCAGGACGUGUUGCAGGCUUUGUUCCACUUCGACCUGGAAGGGAAUGGGCUGCUUUCCUUGCCUGAAGCCUUGACGCUGGUUCGAGGACUGCUGGCGAAAGAAGCCGAGACGCGGCGCAAUGCCUUCCUGGCGGCCUGCCGAGCCCAGAAAUUGCCAGCCAGGGACCUCGCGGCCACCAUGGCACGUGUGCGAGGUUACCAACCCGACAAGACCGUGCUGGGUGGGAUGCUGAAGCUUCUGGGCUUGCACUCCAUGGGCUUGUGCUUCACUUCAUUUGAGCACGUUUGCAAGCUGAUGCGGGGAAGCGACACUAAGUUCAUGCAGAGCCAUUCGGGCUAUACGCCGGAGCAAGUUGCCGAGCUGAAAGUGCAUUUUAAGACAUACGAUCCAGAUGACAAAGGCUUCGUAGCUGGAGCCAAGUUGCCACAGCUCUUCCUGGAUGCCUUUCCUACUUAUUCCACGUGCUCACGCAAGCAGACCAUCACGAAGCAAUACAUCGAGGAGGUCAAUGAGAAGUGGGCAGGUUCCUGGACCUUUGAAGCCUUCCUGGGCUUUGUGCGCAUGGCCGAAGACGAGGUUUGCCGCCAAGAUCUCGAUGAAGAGGAGCAGCUGGUGAAGGAGAUGGGCCUCAGCACUGACGAGCGCAGAGGCUUCCGCGAUGUCUUCGUCAGGAAGGCAUACCACAACUGUGCCGUCAGCAGCGAUGAUAUUCUGGACAUGUUCGACUUCGCCGCAGCAGACUUCAGCCAGGAGCAACGGUGCCGAUUUCAACACAUCUUGGAGGAGCUUGACCGACAUUACUACGGCAGGGCCCUGCGCUUUCCAGACUUCUUGAGGUUGAUGAAGCGACUCACAGAGAAGCAGACCGAGGAGCACCUGGGCGUCGUGCGUGCUUCCCUGCGCUUAAAGCGCCAGGAGGACGAAGCUGAAGCUUGGGAGCGCUUGCGCCGAGCCCCGAGGCGGGGGAUGUCGCGUGCUGGUUCCUUGUUCUUCAAAACUGAGCUGGACAUCCAAAGGAUCAAAAGCAGUUCAGAGACAAAGUCCGAGAAAUGA